Coregonus clupeaformis (lake whitefish) is the source of this 6770-nucleotide messenger RNA. RefSeq names its product putative tyrosine-protein phosphatase auxilin. Gene Ontology annotation, biological process: synaptic vesicle uncoating; clathrin-dependent endocytosis. Gene Ontology annotation, molecular function: clathrin binding. The record is from RefSeq and is a predicted model, not a curated record. Gene Ontology annotation, cellular component: vesicle; postsynaptic density; intracellular membrane-bounded organelle. Lineage: Eukaryota; Metazoa; Chordata; Actinopteri; Salmoniformes; Salmonidae.
GCACCCAACAUGGAUGCCACAGAGCAAUGUUUGAGGUGGCGUACAGCUGAUGAGCUGAAAUAAAUGUCAGUUUAUUAGGCAAAGGUCUUGUAAAAUAUCCUACGGUCUUUGUUAAACAAGGACUUCCCCUUACCCACAGUGUCUUAUUAACAUCCAAGAUAUAUCCAAGUGGUUAAACCCCGCCUAUAAAAGAAUGAAUGAGUUCAAUGUGGCAUUUAAAGCUUUAGGAAGUAAUUAAAGGCAGUAGUAGGCUGGGUUAUGUCGUUUUUUAUUUUGUAUUUUUUUGCUGUCAUUUGUUUUUUAGCAGGUUUAGGAUUGUCUCUCCCUGUUUUCUGUUCAUAUUCACUUAUCUGUCCAUUAUGCUAAAUUAUGUGGAAGUGUAGUCAUUACAGUAUGAUCUGCUUUUAAAACUUGGAUCCACAUUUCGAAAUGGGUUAGUUAGUUGUGAGUACAGUGGGCACUGUCAUUAUCAAAGUGAUCACUUUUUGCAUCACACAGUUGUGUGACCAUAGCCAUAAAAUACCAUGUCACCAGUGGUAAAAAGCCCAAGCUGCAAUGUCAGGACAUUCAAUUGCUUUUUUGAUGUCCUGUUCCAGUCUUCUAAGUGAAGGCUGUAACCAUUUGUAUUGGAGACUGAAAGCAGGAGUUGACAUCCUGAAACAAUGCAUCAGGGGGAAAUGUCUGAUGUUGGGAGGCUGGCUUUCAGAGGAAACUACAUCCUUCAAUGGAGUGGCACUUUGCGUCCGGUUACGUGGGGAAUCAUUUAUCUUUUUGGAAAUUCCCUUCCCUGCUGUGCUUUCAGUCCAGGGCUCCUGUUGUAAAGGGUUUCCCAGGCCCGGGUCCUGCUUUGAGCAACCAUGCAGCCCCUCAGUUGCCAGGGGACUGGGCCAAGGAAGGAAGCAUGUUCCAGAACACCAAGUAGCUCACUUGGUGUGAGUCCCAAAUGGCACCCUAUUCCCUGUAUCGUGCACUACUUUUGAUCCCUACCCAUUUUGACCAGAGGCCUAUGGCCCUUGUCAAAAGCAGUGCACUAUAUAGGGAAUAGGGUGUCUAGAUCUUUAAUUAUCAACAGACUGAAGUGGUCCUCCUGUCCCUGACAAAGCACAAUGCUGGCCUACAGUGCUGACUAAGACUUCAGCACUCUAAUUCCUUUAUAAUAUGUCUGUGGGGCGAUACUGUAUAGCCUACAACUGGCCCAUUACCAGCUUGAACUAUAGCCCAUUAGCAAUGGAGACUAUUGCCUAUGUAGCUUAUAAGAAACUGAAAACGUUUCUAUAAUAAUAUUGUUAAUUGAACCCUUAAUAAUUAUUAUGAGCAUAUGAGGAUAUUGUGUUAACUAUAGGCUGUUAAAAUAUGUUAUUAGAAAUCGAUUUGUGAAUAUUUUCGUAUAGAAUAGAAUCAGUCCUAUGUAUGCUAUUCUGUAGGCUAUAUCACAUCUACAGCCUAUUCAACAUUUACAUUUGCUGACAAAUAUUUGCCUACUGCUUUGCAAAGAAAUAACAAUGAAACAGGCGAUCCUUUAGUCACCUACAGCCGACAUGGUGUUGUAAAGGUUGGCCUGGAGCAGAAAGACUGAAAGGACCCAUUAACUCAACCCGGACUGGCAGGCAUAGCCGUGGAUGUGCGGCGUAGUAAAUGUGAUCCUGAUGACAACGUCCUGCUUUUGAUAUCGCGGAGAAAAGAAAACAGGGAGAGGCGCUGCUGGAACUACUAGCGCAUAUCUGGUGGAUUAUUUCUAAACAGAUAUCUGAGAUUUGUCGUCCGGAAUAUGUGCAUUCAGUAGCUGUUUUGUCGUAUGUAUAUGUAAUUCUCAAAUCCACGACACAGAGCUGAAUGAGAUGAGCCUACUUGGUGGUUAUAAGAAAAAGACCUGCAGUUACGAUGGCUAUGAAUCUUUACAGUUGGUCGAUAGCAGUGGAAACUUCAAUAACGGGGGAGGGAGAGGCAGCGGAAUCGGCGGCGGCUCGGUAGCAGCAACCCUAGGAGGACCGAAGGCAGGCCCACUGCGCGAGGACGACUGCAGCACCAUGGACAGCUCAGGUCCUCCAUCUCCAGAUAUGGAUGCCAACUAUGGCGGAGGGCUGCUGGACAUGGUGAAAGGCGGAGCCGGCAAGUUCUUCAGCAACUUCAAGGACAACCUGAAGGACACACUCAAAGACACCUCCACUAAAGUCAUGCACCAGGUGGCCACGUACACAAAAGGAGAGCUGGACAUUGCCUACAUCACAUCACGAAUCAUAGUAAUGUCAUAUCCUGCGGAGGCGUUGCAGAUCGGCAACCAGAACCAUGUGGAGGACAUCCGCUCCUUCCUGGACUCACGGCACGCUGACCACUACACCGUCUUCAACCUGUCACAGCGCAACUACCGCGGCGCCAAGUUCUCCAACCGGGUCUCAGAGUGUAACUGGCCCUCCCGCCAGGCUCCCAGCCUGCAUAACCUGUUUGCGGUGUGUAAGAACAUGCACAACUGGCUCAAACAGAACCCCAAGAAUGUGUGUGUCAUCACCUGCUCGGAUGGCCGUGCUCCCUCGGGUGUGCUGGUCUGUGCCAUGUUCUGCUUCUGUCACCUCUUCACCAACCCAGUACCCGCUAUGCAGCUGCUCAGCGCCAAGAGACCCGGCUCAGGCCUCUGGCCCUCGCACCGGAGGUACAUAGGCUAUGUGUGCAGUAUGGUAUCAGAGAAGCCCUCCCUGCCCCACUCCAAGCCCCUGGUGGUCAAGGCGGUCACCAUGAGUCCAGUACCCUGCUUCAACAAACAACGCAUCGGCUGCAGACCAUUCUGUGAGGUCCUCAUAGGGGAGACUAAGAUCUUCUCUACAGCACAGGACUAUGAGAGGAUGCGAGAGCACAGGGUCCAGGAGGGGAAGGUGGUCUUCCCUCUAGGUGUGAAUGUCCAGGGUGAUGUGGUCAUCUCUGUCUAUCAUAUGAGGAACACCAUAGGAGGACGACUGCAGGCCAAGGUGUCCAACACCCAGAUAUUACAGAUCCAGUUCCACACAGGCUUCAUCGCUCCAGGGACCACCGUGUUAAAGUUUACAAAGCCGGAGCUGGAUGCGUGUGACUCUCCAGAGAAGUACCCCCAACUGUUCCAUGUGUUGGUGGACAUUGAGGUGGAGAGUACAGACAAGCAGAAGGACCUGACCCCUCCCUGGGAACAGUUCCCUAAUAAAGACCUGAUCCCCAACGUACUGUUCUCAUGUCACCAAGAGCACCAGGACGCCCUUGCCAUCGCAGAGCCGAGCCGGUCCCACAGUGGUUCAGAUGGUCGCCCCCUCACGGGGGAGGACAGUGAGCCGUCUGAUGAUGAGAUGCUGUCCCUGUCUAGCCAGCAGAGCAACGCUAGCGGAGAGAGACCCGGAGGGGCCCAGUCUGGCCCCAGGGGCCCCAAGAGACCUGAGCAGCCUCAGGCCCCUGCCACUGCUCCUCCUCCCCCAGAAGAGGUGGACCUCCUGGGCCUGGAUGGGGCUGCUGUGAACCCCCCCUGCCCCUCGCCCCAGCCCCCCACCACCAACACUACCACGGACCUCCUGGGGGAUCUGUUUGGAGCCUCUCCCCAGCCCCUGCCUGGGAGUGGGCCCGCCUCAGCCCAGUCUACCCCCCAGAAAAUAGCCCCUCCCUCCACCUCCCCCUGCCCCUCUCCAGCAUUCGACCCAUUUGGGGCGGGUCCGAUGCCCAAGCCCCAGGAGCUGAUGGGUUCCUUCCGGGGUCCAGCAGGUAACCAUGGUAACCUGGGGCUGCCUGCCCCCCUCCUGCAUGCAGCUCGCUCUCCAUCCUCCACUAUGCAGAACACUGGCAUGGGCCGGAGCUCCCCAGUCCCGCCCACCACCCCUGUGGUCACCAUUCAGCAGCCUCCCAACGCCAUGGGAGGAUGGGACUGGAACAAAUCUGCAGCUCCAGGAGGGGGUUUCGGUAUGGGCAGUAAGUCAGCCAGUACCAGUCCUACCCGGUCAGUCCACAGCACACCCACACACCAGGCCAAACCCAAGACCCUGGACCCCUUCGCUGAUAUCGGAAACCUGGGGGGCAGUCUGGGAGGAGGCUCUGGCAUCUCCAGUAAGCCCACCACCCCUACAGGCACCACCCCUGCCUUCCCCCCCAUGGGCUCCCCCUCACGGCCUCCUCCCUCACCCCAGCACGGUGGGGGCUGGCAGGCUAACACAGGCUUCCCCUCCUGGCAGCCCGGUGGUGGAGGGCAGGCAGGGUGGCAGCCCCAACCCCAAGGUCAGGGUGGCCCACCGUCCCAGCCCAAACCCAGCCCCAGCCACUCCAUGCCCCACACCUCCCCCUCCAACAGACCCAACUACAACAUCAGCUUCUCUGCCAUGGGAGGAGGGGCUGCUCCCAAUGCACCCGGGAAACCACAGCCCAACAUGGGUACCAAGCCCAAAGUUGCAACGGCUAACUUUGAUGACCUGCUGUCUGGCCAAGGCUUUGCUGGAGCCAAAAAGAAGGAAGGUCCCAGGACAAUAGCAGAGAUGAGGAAGGAGGAGAUGGCUAAAGAGAUGGACCCCGAGAAACUCAAGAUUCUGGACUGGAGAGGGAAGGAGCGUAACAUCCGGGCCCUGCUGUCCACCAUGCACACAGUACUCUGGGAGGGGGAGACCCGCUGGAAGCCUGUAGGCAUGGCUGACCUGGUGACCCCAGAGCAGGUCAAGAAGGUUUACCGCAAAGCAGUGCUGGUGGUCCAUCCAGACAAGGCCACGGGACAGCCCUAUGAACAAUAUGCCAAGAUGAUUUUUAUGGAACUGAAUGACGCCUGGUCAGAAUUUGACAGCCAAGGACAAAAAGCACUCUACUGAGCUGAUAGAAAAAGAGAGCGAAAGCGAGACAGAGUUCCUGCCCACCCACCCCUGACCCCUCCGUGAACAAUAAUCAAGCUCCCACCAGAUCUGUGACUCCCGUCUUCUCCUCUCUUUACUGUCCUGUGGACUCCAUAGAGACUUCAAUAGCCAGACUAACAGUGUAACCGUGUCAGAAAAAGAUCUGCCUACCUGCCUAUGUAUCUGGUGGCAGCACUGUCCAACAUGAACUGUUCAAUGCUGUCCUAUGUGUCCUAGUCCUGAACCAAGCAAAGAGUCCUGAACCAAGCAACGAGUCCUGAACCAAGCAACGAGUCCUGAACCAAGCAACGCAGAGUCCUCCAGCUCUAUGGAGACAUCACCAGAUAGUGAUACUGUCCACCUAAUACACCGGACACAGAUGGAAAUGACAUACCUGUAGUCACAGUGUGGUUAGCCAGGUGCUAUGGAACAGCCAGGAUAUGACUGUAUGAACUAUGUUCGCCAAGGAAGAUGACAAUGUUUGUUUACUGUCAAAUAACAACAAAAGAGACUCAGUGUUUAAAAGAGCACAACUGGUUGGUUCUUGUGUUUACUUAUCCUCAGUCUUAGAAAGGUGCGGUACGUCUUUAGGUUAGUCUGGUGACUCAUCUGCAGCCUAUCGUCACUCUAAAGGUACUCAUUCUCAUCUUUCCAUUCACUGUCUGGUGUCUACAGUCUCAUAGGAAGCAGAAUGUAAAAGAUAUCAGAAAAUGAUCCCAUAUCACACUACUGUUAUGAUCUAAGAACUAAACUGCUGCUAAUGUUUUAUCAGGCUUAUCAACACCAUUAGUAGUGUAUUUACUUUGAAUGAUGUUAAUUUAUUUACCUUUACUAUCAGAUGUUUGUGUCAUACUGUGAUGCUUAUUUUUAUUUUGGUCCCUCCCAAAGAAGAAUUUGUAUUUUAUUUUGGAGAAUGUUUAGUAAAAUACAGCAGGGUUUUGUUCUAUCCCUCUGCUGUUUCCCUCUGAAGCAUUUGCUAUUGAAUCAUGAGUGAAAUGAUGUUUUAAUCAAAGGGCACGUCGUUGAUGUCGUUUCCAGAUGGGUGUUUCGAAAUAUGGUAUCUGAUGUAGGACAAAUAACCCAUCAAGCAAUUUUAUGUUCAUGUGCAUCUGCUUUAGUACGAGGGCUUUUUGUUUCCGUUUGUUUGAAGCAUAUCUUUUCUGCAUGCACUGCCUGGGACUACUAAUGGAAGGACUUGGACUUUAUCUUACUGCAUAUGGUGGCACAUCAUUUCAUAAUACAUGCUCAUGAUACUGGAGUUUGUUAGACUACUAUCCAGACCCUAACAUGGAGCCAUCCAUCCCUCCCUGUAUCAGCACUCUGAAAGGAUUUCAUGGAAACAUACAAUACCUGACAUGAACAACUGUGUCUUAACAUACUAAAAACGGCAUAUCAAUGUCUCAGCUAGGGUUGUUCUCUCUAUCUGUGUGGACCAUUUAGCGAAACGAGAACAAGAGAGACACUGCACAUCUAUUUCAUCUGACACAACCACUCCCUUAUUUUGUCUCUGCUUGCAUACUGACAUUGUCAACCCUUUCCUGGAUUCCAUCCUUCGUGAAAUGGCCUCACCUGAGUUGUGGACUAACGUGAGCACUGACUGACCACUGACCAGGGCAGAACUGUCCGCUGUAGGCUCUGAUGCUUUCUCUGGUGACUAUACCAAUGGCAGGAGCUGUGGUUGUGUAGUAUGUAUGUACUUUAUGUACUGUAUGUACACUGAGGUUGUGCGUGUGUGUGUGAUAACCCCUAUACGCUCCCUCGCUGACUGAAAUCUCUGUCUAUCUGCAAUCUUAAGGCAAUGUUAAAACGCUAACCUCUAUAUAUAUAUAGUGGACGUGUGUUGUUGAAACCGUUGUACGUGCAUAAGGAUGUGAUACGAUUUGGAUACAACUACUGUAUGUGUUUGCUUGUCUGCUGUAAAAGUAUUACUACUAAAAUUGUUUCUGUGUU